Molecule: messenger RNA, 6154 nt
Organism: Manihot esculenta (cassava)
Lineage: Eukaryota; Viridiplantae; Streptophyta; Magnoliopsida; Malpighiales; Euphorbiaceae
Exons: 4
Coding region: 416-5698 (1760 amino acids)
Source: RefSeq, a predicted model, not a curated record
UUCAUCUCUCUCUGUCAAGGACAAUUUAAUAUCAAAAAACACUGAGAAAUCAAAAGCUCCGAUUCUGAAUAGCUGUUGCCAAUUUAAAAUCUCUGAAAAAUAAAAAAAGUUAGCUAAAGAAAGAUAACAAGGAACAUAAAGAAGGACAAAAGCAAAGGAUCCCAUUUCCUUCUCUUUUGAAUCCUCUUUUUAAUACUUUGAUCUCUGUUUCAAUCUGGCAAGUUACUUUUUUCCUCUCUGGUUUUCUUGUCCUUCAAGAAGUCUCAAACUGUAACCAAACUUCCAUAUUUUUUUCUCAUUUUCUGGCAACUGGUGUUAGUAAGGUGUUGAAUUCAAUCAUCAUCGGAUUGCUCUGUAUUUAGUUUGAUUAGAUUUUUGAGGUUGGGUUUGGAAACAUAGAAAGAAAAUAGAGAAAAUGGGUCUUGAUGCAAUGAGAAUUAGAGUUCUAAUCAGGAGAUUUUUGGUCGUUUCAAUUAGGACAUCUUAUAAAUCAGUUUGUAAGCAUCCUUUUCUUGUGGGGGUGGUGUUUUUCUUGAUAUUCCUGUACAGAUCAUUUCCUCUUUUGUUUUCCCUUUUAGUCUCUUCAUCCCCUGUUUUUGUAUGUACUGCUAUUUUGCUUGGUACCCUUUUGAGUUUUGGGGAACCCAACAUACCUGAAAUUGAGAAGGAGACAGAAGAAGUUAGCCAUGAGAUUUCUUCUUUUAAAGCCGGGGCCAUAGGGGAUGCCACUGUCGUUCUUGAAAAAGAUGAGGAUUUCUUUGUAGAGAAUUUUGCAGGGAAGAAAAAGGAUGCAGCAGAGGAAGCCACUGGAAAAGAUAACUGGGAGCAGAAUAGAGUUAGUAAGAUUGAGGGAGAUGAUGGUUUAGGUGAUUAUAAGCCACUGAUUGACGUGAGUUCUCGGGAUAUUAAAUUUGAGAAACAAGUGAAUGAAGAAGUGGAGAGAGAAUUUAAUGAUUUGGAGCAGGAGAAGAACGGGGAAAUUUACAAGGAGCAACGAGGGAUUGGAGAGGUCUUGAGUAAUGAGGAGGCUGUUGAGAAUCAUUUUUCUCUGGUCCAAGAUGUGGGAGAUGAGAGUGUUCUAGUGGAAGAAGAUAAAUCUCCUGCAGAGUUUAUUGAAGCUGAAAAAGGUGAUCACUUGAAUUUUGAGCUUCCAUCUUGGAAAAGAAUAAAUGAUGAUGAUGAAGAGGAGGAAGAGGAGGAAGAAGAGGAUGAUGAGGCUUCUGAUUCUGGGUCAGAUGGGGCGGAGAGUUCCUCUCCAGAUGCUUCACUGGCAGAUAUUAUUCCAAUGCUUGAUGAGCUCCACCCACUUUUAGAUGAGGAAACUCCACAGCCAGCUGGUAUGUCUCAAGAUGGUUCUGAUGCUGGUUCAGAGUGCUCUCAUAAGUUUAAGGAGGGCAGAGUUGUGUCAGAGUAUGAUGUCAAAAACCAGGAAGAUGGAGAAGAAGAAGAAGGAGAAGAAGAAGAAGAUGGUGAUGAUGAUAAUGACAAUGAGGAACGGGAAGAAGCACAGGGAGAUAAAGAGGAUGAGAGUAAAUGUGCAAUCAAAUGGACAGAGGAUGACCAAAAGAAUCUCAUGGAUUUGGGCACUUCAGAGCUUGAAAGAAACCAGCGUCUAGAGAGUCUUAUUGCUAGGAGAAGAGCUCGAAGAAACAUGAGAUUGAUGGCUGAGAAGAAUCUUAUAGACUUGGAUGGGGCUGAUCUUCCCCUUGCAAUUCCACCUAUUUCAACAGCAAGACACAACCCCUUUGAUCUUCCUUAUGAUUCAUAUGAUAAUGCUCCUGGGUCUGCUCCAUCUGUAUUGUUGCCUAGACAUAACCCGUUUGAUCUUCCUUAUGAUUCAAAUGAGGAAAAACCUGAUCUUAAAGUUGAUAGUUUUCAACAAGAAUUCUCAGCAUUUCAGCAAAGGGAACUAGUCUUUCGAAGACAUGAAAGCUUCAGCGUGGGACCAUCAAUUUUUGGACCCCCCAAACAAGAGAGGCAAGGUCUUCGGUGGAAGCCAUAUUUUGUGCCUGAAAGAUUUGGUACCGAUGAAACAAGCUAUCAAACCUUCCAACGGCAAUUGAGUGAAGUUAGUGAGUCGAAGCUGAGCUCAGUUCCUGAUACUGAAUCAGUGAGUUCAGCUUUGGAGGAGGAGGAUAAGAAGCUCUAUGAAGAAGAUAUUUCUCAAGAAACAGAAAUGCUCUCCAAUUUGGACUGUAUUUCUCUCCUUGUUGAACAUGGAAGCCUGUCAUCUGAAGGUGUUGAUUCCAUAGACAUUGAGAACAUCGGGAGGAAAGAUGUUCAGCAUGGUGGAGAUGAAAUUAUACUUGGAGAUGUACAAAAUCACCAUGAAUUAGAUUCAAGUUUGUCUACACCAAGAGAGGAAACUCCAGCAAAACCCAAUACAAGUGAAAUUCUUCUGCAAAUGGAACCAGUUGAAGAGGAGUGUAGCAGCAGAUCAAGCCUAUCAUCAGCGUCAGAAGUAGAUAAAAAGUUACCUGAUGUGAAAAAGAGAUCAACGAGUCCAGAUCCAGGUGACACUCAGAUUGCGGAAUCUCACAUUUCAACCUCACUUGAUUCAGUUUUUCAUUUUAUGGAUGUGGUGGUGGAUGAAAAUCAAGAAAGGCAGCCUGUUCUGGAGCCAAGAGGAUAUCAUCUUGGAGAACGUGUCAGUGUGAUGCAAACCUCAUUUGAUUCAGAUUUUCAUUUUACAAAUGGUGUGGAAGAUGACAAUAAACACAUGGAGCCUGUUUUUGAGCCAACAAGAGAUCAUACUGGGGAUUCUGGCAUUUUAGUGCAAGCUUCACUAGAUUCAGAUUCACAUUUCAAGACUGUGGUAGUAGAUAAUGAUCAACAACAGGAGCUUGUUCUGGAGCCAAGUGGUAGCGAAUCUUGCAUUUUGACACAGACUUCACUCAAUUCAGAUUUUCAUUUUGUAAGUGGGGUUGUGGAUGACAUUCAACAUCAGGAGCCUGUUUAUGAUUCAAGCCCUCAAGGAGUUGGGAAGUUCUCUUUCUUGUCAGUCUCAUCUGAUACACGGGCGACAUCAGAAAUGGGUUCGCCCUCAGCUUUAGCUGAAUUUUCUGGUAAAGAAUCUGAAGUGCAUACUCGGAACAUGGGGAAAAAUACUUGUGGCAACAAAGAGACAUAUGAAGGCUCCUCAAAAGAACACUCACUAGAUGAAAAUGAAUCAAGAUCAAGAGAAGUUACAGAAGUUGAGCAUGAUGCGAACGUUGGGCUGUCAGAAGAUGAUCUGGCUUUUGAUUUUCAAAAAGAUAAAAAUGGGUUUGUGAAGUCAGAAUCGGUAGUUGAGCAUGAUGUAGCUGAUUUACCUCCAUCUUCAUCAAACAACGGAUCUGUCAAGGAGGAUCAUGAAUACGGGGAAGAAAGCUCCAAUAAUGAGUCGGAAGAACUGCACUCAUCAAUUGCUAAUGCUGAAAUAGUUAUUGGGCACCACCAAGAUGUAAUUGAUAAGUUGGAUUCUGUGUCUUCUGGUAAUCAUAUGGCAUCUGAAAAACCAAUUUUAAAUGCACUAGAGGAACAUCCUCCAGUUGCUGCUGAUGUUUCAAUGGACUCCAAAUUAUCUCCUUCAGGGUCUGAAUCUGUGAAGGAGCAUGCAAUGUAUAUGGAAGACAUUCUUCAACCUGAGCAGGAAGAAGUCCCUUCAUCAGGUCUUGAGCUUAUGUCUUCUAAUGAAUUAAAUUUGUCCGAGAAUGAGGAAAGACAGCCUGCAGUGGUGGCUGAGCAAGUUCUAGAGGCACAUCCAGAUGCAUCCUCUUCAGAGAUUAAGCUUGUGGAGGAGCAUUCAUCAAGUGCUGAUGCAAUGAUUGUUGAUAGCCUUCUUCAAGAUGCAGAUGUGAAGCUUGUUUCUUCAGGCUCUAGUUGUCAUGUGCCUGCUGAGGCAAAAUCUCACUUUGAAGUGGAGAAACAGCUUUCGUGGUCAGAUAAAUCUAUUGUUGUAGAUGAUGAUAAAUCCCAGGAACCAUCUGUAAUGUUGGUGGAGUCUAGAGGAGAAGUGAACAUUGUGAAUAACAUAAAUGUGCCUGAAGUCUUUGAUCAUGAGAUAUCGGAAACUGCUUUGUUCUCACCAGAGAGCCUAGAGUAUAAAUCAAAGGUUGAUGAAUUUGAUUUUAAAGACAACAUCCUUGAUAAAAUUGUCUAUGAGGACAGUGGUCAUGUCUUAGAACACCCCAACUACUCAGAAACACACAGGUCUUCUGUUGCUGAGGAAAAUAUCAAUGAAGAUGAAGAUGAGAUAAAGGAGAUAGAUGAAGGAUUGUUGUCAGAACUGGACACAGUUGGGGAUUUCAGUGUCAAAGAAGUGGUUGGUGAGUCCCUUCAUGAUGAAAAAAUACCAGGAAAAACUAGUAUUGCAAUUCCUGAAUACAACUUGUUACCAGGAGAUUCAAGUGCGCGAGAGAUUAAACCAGAACUCCCGAUCCUGGAAGUUAGAUCAGUUACAGAUAUUGAGUUGGCUUUCAAGCAACUUCAUGAAGGAGUAGAUGUUGAGGAGGUCAUCAUUCCAAGUAUGAUUGAGGAUCAACCAUUUGUUGCAUCCAACUUGCAAGUUGUUGAAGCAAGAUCUUUAGAAGAUCUUAAUGUUGCUUUGAAGCAAGCUUCAGAAGGGAACAACGAAGAGACGUCAAAACUGUCUGAUUCAAUGGGAGGGCCAGCAAGUGUAAAUGAAGUGGGUUCUAGCAGUUCUGCGAAAGAGCUCCCAGUUCUUGAAGUUAGAACGAUCAAUGAUAUUGACCUGGCCUUCAAGCAACUUGAUGAAGGUGUAGAGGUUGAGGAGGUCAUCCUUCCAAGUAUGAUUGAGGAUCAACCGUUUGUUGCUUCCAACUUACAAGUUGUUGAAGCAAGAUCUUUGGAGGAUCUUAAUAUUGCUAUGCAGCGAGCAUCAGAAGGGAACAACAAAGAGAUGCCAAAACUGUCUGAUUCAAUGGGAGGGCCAGCAAGUGUAAAUGAAGUUGGUUCUAGCAGUUCUGCGAAAGAACUCCCAACUCUUGAAGUUAGAACGAUCAAUGAUAUUGACCUGGCCUUCAAGCAACUGAAUGAAGGUGUAGAUGUUGAGGAGGUAAUUCUUCCCAGCACAAUUGAACAGCAUCUAGCAAAUAAUGAAUCUGGAAAUCCUCAACAUUCUAGUUUUGAUCUGCAAGUUAUUGAAGCAAGAUCUCUGGAUGAUCUUCGUGUGGCCAUGAAGCAAGUUUCAGAAGCAAAUACUGAAGAGAAGUCAAAACCAUCAGAUUUAAACAAAGGACCAGCAGAAGUAAAUGAAGUGGGUUCUAGCAUUUCUACCAAGGAGCUUCCAGUUCUUGAAGUUAGAACAACUGAUGAUAUUGACCGGGCUUUCAAUCAACCUAACAACGGUGCAGAUUUUCCUUGCAUAAUUGGGCAGAAUCUAGUUGUGAAUCAAUCCAGUGAUCCUCUAUAUUUGAGUCCUGAUUUGCAAGAUAUUGAAGCAAGCUCUGUGGAAGAUCUUGAUAGUGCCAUGAAGGAAGUUUCAGGGGUUAAAAUUGAACAGCUGCCAAAAUCAUCAGAUUCAAUCAAAGACAUAUCAAGGACUUCAGAAGUAAAUGAAAUUGAUGCUACCAAGGGCAUUGAAUCAAGUACUGUAGAAGCACAUGAAGCAGGUGUCAUCCAAGAGAGUGGAUCAAGUUCUGUAGAGUUUGGUUCUCAACAAAUGAGCACUGCAGUUCCUGGCGAACCUAAGCAAUGAUUUAAUGAAACAUCUGGAAUUUGAAGUUGGAACAUAUCAGUAAAAAAGGUGAGAAUGCAGAACUCCUAGAUUGAGCUCAAGUUCCAGAGGUACAAGAUUUUAAAAGAGGAUUGACAGAGAUUGAAGUUGAAGAAAGUUUUGUGGUUUGAGUUUUCCAUUGUGUGGUUUACUUCCGAUCAUUGGUCUUUUAGUUUUUAUAGUUUGGUUUUCUAUCAUGUUUUCAUUUUUUGUAGUUGGUUUUUGUUUUGCCCUUUCAAUUGAUUGAUCUCUUCAAGAAUGAGUUUUGGUUUGAUUUCUUGAAGUGUGAUUAUUAUCAUCAUUUUUUUUUUCUGUCUUCUAGCUUCAAGAGGUGAGAAGUUUGAAGGUUUUGGGAGAAAGUUUGAAAUUUUUGCAUAUUGUAGAUUAUAUUUUGUAAAGUCGCUGAUUUGAUCAAUGGAGACGUAUAUUGUUUGUGUA